UCAUUCAUUCCAGUAUCUGUUUUCCGUCUCUUCAUUUACCAAAAAAACAUGGCCUUAACAUUACGUUCUUCUACUUCUUUCAUCAAACUCAAAGAAACCAACAACUUCAAAACUCCUGAUGACUUCUUAGGCUCCAUUUCUUUUGCUCAAAUGAAGCCAUCCUGCCGAAUCCGAGCAAGGAAUUCGAUGUCGAUGCAGGAAGCACCGCUGGUGCAUGGGAAAAUCUCGACCAAGGAAACCGAGAAGUUAUACAGUCUAACAAUUUCCCAUGCUGAAAAUAACUCAAAGGUACCUGUUUAUGUGAUGUUGCCACUAGACACAAUAACUCUAGGGGGUAGCUUGAAUAAGCCACGGGCAAUGAACGCCAGUUUGAUGGCCUUAAAGAGUGCAGGUGUCGAAGGGGUUAUGGUUGAUGCUUGGUGGGGCUUAGUAGAGAAAGAUGGACCUUUAAACUACAACUGGGAAGGGUAUACUGAGCUUGUGAAAAUGGUUGAAAAACAUGGUCUAAAGCUCCAAGUUGUCAUGUCUUUUCAUCAGUGUGGCGGCAAUGUUGGAGACUCUUGCAGUAUCCCAUUGCCUCCAUGGGUGCUUGAAGAAAUCAGCAAAAACCAAGACCUUGUCUACACAGAUAGAUUGGGACGGAGGAAUCCCGAGUACAUUUCCUUGGGAUGUGACUCAGUUCCUGUUCUCAGAGGAAGAACACCUAUUCAAGCUUACACAGAUUACAUGAGGAGCUUCCGUGAGAGGUUCAGAGAUUACUUGGGACGAGUUAUUGUGGAAAUUCAAGUGGGGAUGGGACCAUGUGGGGAACUGAGAUACCCAUCUUAUCCGGAAAGUAAUGGAACGUGGAAAUUUCCUGGAAUUGGAGAGUUUCAGUGCCAUGAUAAGUAUAUGAGAGCUUCCCUGGAAGCAGCGGCGGAAGCUAUCGGGCAAAAAGACUGGGGAAAAGGUGGUCCACAUGAUUCUGGUCACUACAAGCAAGUUCCUGAAGAAACUGGCUUUUUCAAAAGGGAUGGAACAUGGAACACCGAGUACGGACAGUUCUUCCUAGAAUGGUACUCAAGGAAGCUACUCGAGCAUGGAGACCGAAUACUUGCCGCUGCAAAAGGAACUUUCCAUGGAACAGGAGCAAAACUAUCAGCAAAGGUUGCUGGAAUUCAUUGGCAUUACAGAACAAGGUCGCAUGCUGCUGAACUAACAGCUGGUUACUAUAACACUAGACAUCAUGAUGGUUACCUCCCAAUAGCACAAAUGUUCAGUAAACAUGGAGUUGUUUUCAAUUUCACUUGCAUGGAAAUGAGAGAUGGGGAACAACCUGAAUACGCAAACUGUUCACCCGAGGGAUUAGUCCGGCAAGUAAAAAUGGCAACAAAGAUAGCCAGGGUCGAACUUGCCGGAGAAAAUGCACUAGAGAGGUAUGAUGCUGGUUCAUAUGCACAGGUUUUGGCAACGAGUAGAUCGGAUUCAGGCAACGGAUUGAGUGCAUUUACAUAUUUAAGGAUGAACAAAAGGUUGUUUGAAGGGGACAAUUGGAGGCAUUUGGUGGAAUUUGUGAAGAACAUGUCGGAAGGAGGUAGAAAGAUUUCGGAGUGUGACAGCCGAGGAACAAACCUUUACAUUGGGUUUAUCAAAGACAAGACUGUUGAGAAAAAGGAGGUUGCUCUUGUAUAGAAACUAUGUACAGAGUCCAUGAACAACAGUAUAUAAUUAGUGUAUCAUGUAUAAGCUAGAAAAAAAGGAAAAGCAAAACAGAGCAAAGAUUAUAUCCAUAUACAAUAUAAUUUUUUGCAUCAUAUGUCAAACUAGCAGAUAGGUGAAAAACAUAAUAGAGAAGAUAGCAUCUCCAUAAAUUAUAUGGAGAUUUCAUUCAA
Messenger RNA from Gossypium raimondii (Peruvian cotton), 1871 nucleotides. Its product is annotated as beta-amylase 3, chloroplastic. Gene Ontology annotation, biological process: polysaccharide catabolic process. Gene Ontology annotation, molecular function: beta-amylase activity. The record is from RefSeq and is a predicted model, not a curated record. Lineage: Eukaryota; Viridiplantae; Streptophyta; Magnoliopsida; Malvales; Malvaceae. The transcript is spliced from 4 exons. Bases 49 to 1671 code for a protein of 540 amino acids.